Messenger RNA from Sphenostylis stenocarpa, 465 nucleotides. NCBI's taxonomy places the organism in Eukaryota, Viridiplantae, Streptophyta, Magnoliopsida, Fabales, Fabaceae. The record is from the annotation of a GenBank genome assembly.
AUGGCCAUGAGAACUCUCACUCGCUCUCACACUCGCUUUAAUUCUUACACUGCAAUAACCUUCCUCAUUUUUCUCUCCUUCUUUAUUCGUACUCAAUCCGAGGUUAUAACCUUAACCUCUGAUACCUUUAAUGAUAAGAUCAAGGAGAAGGACACUGCGUGGUUUGUGAAAUUUUGCGUCCCCUGGUGCAAGCAUUGUAAAAACCUGGGCUCGUUGUGGGAUGAUUUGGGGAAGGCAAUGGAAGGAGAAGAUGAAAUAGAGGUUGGAGAAGUCGAUUGCGGCCUGGAGAAAACAGUCUGUUCCAAAGUUGAUAUUCAUUCAUAUCCUACCUUCAAGGUUUUCUACGAUGGUGAAGAAGUAGCUAGAUACCAAGGUUCCAGGAAUGUUGAAUCAAUGAAAAUCUUUGUUUUGGAAGAAGCUGAAAAGGCAGCUGCUAAAGCACUUGACAGCGAUAAAGAAUUAUAA